Molecule: messenger RNA, 951 nt
Organism: Vigna unguiculata (cowpea)
Lineage: Eukaryota; Viridiplantae; Streptophyta; Magnoliopsida; Fabales; Fabaceae
Source: RefSeq, a predicted model, not a curated record
AUGAGUUCGUGGAAUUAUGGAGGAUCUUCUUCGUCUAAUCCAAUCGAAGACGAACCUGUCAUUCCAGACAUUGUCGAAGAGUUUACUUCCGAUGAUUUUUAUGAAGACAAUGCAGACGAUCAAGAAAUUGUUCUGGUUCCUACUAUGGAUUACAAUCCGUAUGGGGAAUUCGAUUCAAAAGAGGCAACGGUGUCUGCCAUCAAACAUUAUCACAUCACCAAUGGAUACAACUUCAAUGUGGUAGAAUCAAAACCGCAUAUUUAUGUUGCGCGAUGCAUCCAUUACAACAAUGGAUGUCAAUGGCGUCUGAGGGCUAGAUGGUUACUAGCUGCCCAACAAACCAAUCCUGGGACAACUUUUCAACUUUCCGGUCCUCCAGUUAAUGUUGAUGCUGAGGAUGAGACAUCCACAUACAUUAUGGAACGUUGCUUUUGGGCAUUUGGACCAUGCAUUGAAGAUUUUAAGUAUUGUAAACUUGUUGUUCAAGUGGAUGGAACCUUUUUAACAGGCAAAUAUCAUGCCACCUUGCUAACUACAAUUGCUCAGGAUGGAAAUAGAAACAUAUUUCCUUUGGCAUUUGCAAUAGUAGAAGAGGCAAGGGAAUUUUGUCAGCCUUACGAUCGGAAGAAGUUGACUGGGAAUCAGACAAUUUUCACUCUGUCUACUACAUACGUUAAUGUUGAUGCUGAGGAUGAGACAUCCACAUACAUUAUGGAACGUUGCUUUUGGGCAUUUGGACCAUGCAUUGAAGGUUUUAAGUAUUGUAAACCUGUUGUUCAAGUGGAUGGAACCUUUUUAACAGGCAAAUAUCAUGCCACCUUGCUAACUACAAUUGCUCAGGAUGGAAAUAGAAACAUAUUUCCUUUGGCAUUUGCAAUAGUAGAAGCUUACGAAGUCAAACAACCUACCGUGCAAGCAAAACUUUCAGCUAUGAGGUCCCAAUUCCCAUAA